Cotesia glomerata is the source of this 792-nucleotide messenger RNA. RefSeq names its product venom acid phosphatase Acph-1-like. Lineage: Eukaryota; Metazoa; Arthropoda; Insecta; Hymenoptera; Braconidae. The transcript is spliced from 3 exons. Gene Ontology annotation, molecular function: phosphatase activity. The record is from RefSeq and is a predicted model, not a curated record. Bases 16 to 732 code for a protein of 238 amino acids. Gene Ontology annotation, biological process: dephosphorylation.
UAGAAUCUCCAGAAAAUGGUGAACAAGAUACCUGAAGAAAAACUGCUAAUUAUUUGGAACGCUUGUUCAAAAUUAACCGCUGAACGAGUCAAGGUCGAUUACGAUCCAGCUCUACGAGAAAUUAACAUGAAAAAUCAGGAUAUGUAUGUUUAUAUCGCUGAAUAUUCUGGUUUGCCGAUUGAAAAUCCUGGAGACAUUGCUAACGUUUAUGGUACUUUAGUUUCUGAAGAAAAAAUGGGAAUGAAACUUCCUGAAUGGGUUCAUAAGUACUACCCGAAAAAAAUGUCGCUACUGAUGAUCUUCAGUCUCACGCAGAACGUGUGGAAUUACAAGCUUCGUCGUCUAUCCGGCGGGCCAUUUUUCACGAAAAUGGUGAACAAGGUGAAGGACCGAUCUACCGGAAAACUGACGCCCAAGUCCCGGAAAAUGUACGCCUACGUAGCCCAUUACAGCACGGUAGUUAAUAUGCUCUCUACAAUGGGUGUCUGGGAUGAAAUAGAACCCGGGUUACUCGUGGAAUUUCACGAGAUCAAGGGCCAGUGGUACGUCCAGUUGUUCUACCGCAACGCGCCUGAUUAUGAGACGCGGCCUCUCACUGUUCCUGGCUGCGAACAUCAAUGUCCGCUGGAGAAGUUCAAGGAACUAAUGGCGCCCAUGAUCAUCGAUAACUACGAAGAUGAGUGCAAAGUCGAUGAUCCGAAUUACGAAAUUCCCCCAGCUCCUCUGGCUUAAAAAUUUCCGAUUAUAAUGAUAAUAAUUAUUAUUUUCAUUAACUACGAACUUCUGUUAUCA